GGGCUGCUGGGGCGGGAGGUGGGAACGGGAGAGGGGUGGCCGUGGGGCCCGGCCGGGCUGGGGCGGGGGGCCGCAGCCAUGAUCCGGGCCUUCUCGUUCCCGGUGAGCCCCGAGCGGGGCCGGCUGCGGGGAUGGCUGGAAGGCAGCCUGGCCGGGCUCUGCGAGUUGCAUUGGCUCCGGGAAAGGCAGGAGUACCGCGUGCAGCAGGCGCUGCGGCUGGCCCAGCCCGGAAUGGGGGGCGCCGAGGCCGAGGACGAGGAGGACGCCGACGAGGACGAGGAUGCGGCAGCGGCGCGCCGGGCCGCUGCGGCCCUGGAGGAGCAGCUGGAGGCCCUGCCCGGGCUCAUCUGGGAUCUGGGCCAGCAGCUGGGAGACCUGAGCCUGGAGUCAGGGGGCCUGGACCAGGAGAGCGGGCGCAGCUCGGGCUUCUACGAGGACCCCAGUUCCACAGGAGGCCCAGAUUCUCCACCCUCGACCUUCUGCGGGGACAGUGGCUUCUCCGGAUCUGGCUCCUAUGGACGCCUAGGUCCCUCUGAGCCCCGGGGCAUCUAUGCCAGCGAGAGGCCCAAGUCCCUAGGAGACGCCAGUCCCAGCACUCCGGAGUCUGUGGGCGCUCGGGCUGCGGUGCCGCGCUCUUACUCCGCGCCCUACCCGACAGCUGCGGGUUCUGCGGGCCCCGAUGCCUGCUCCUCCGCCGAGCGGCGGGCGCGCGCGGGCCUCUUCCUGACGCCCAGCCCCCUGCACGCCGUGGCGCUGCGCAGCCCUCGCCCCUGCGGCCGCUCGCCCGUCCACUCGCCCGACGGGGGGGUGGGGGCGGGGCGGCCCCUGGACGGCUACAUCUCGGCGCUCCUGCGCAGGCGCCGCCGCCGGGGGGCGGGUCAGCCCCGGACGAGUCCCGGGGGCGCGGACGGGGUCCCGCGGCGCCAGAACAGCGUGCGCCAGCGGCCGCCCGACGCGUCCCCGCCCCCCGGAGGCGCGCGGUCCGCGCGGGAGCCCUCGGUGGAGCGCGCCGGGGUCCGCGCCGCCAGCCCCGCCGCCUUGGGCCGCGCCUGGGCCUCGUCGUGGGAUGCGGAGGCGGCGCCCGAGCCCCCGGUGUCGCCCGCCGCGCCCUCGCCGCCCGACAGCCCCGCCGAGGGCCGCCUGGUGAAGGCGCAGUACAUCCCGGCCGCGCAGGCCGCCACGCGCGGGCUCCCAGGCCGCGCCGCCCGCCGCAAAGCGCCGCCGCUGACCCGCGGCCGCAGCGUGGAGCAGUCUCCGCCGCGGGAGCGGCCUCGGGCCUCGGGCCGCCGAGGACGCAUGGCCGAGGCCUCGGGCCGCCGCGGCUCGCCCAGGGCGCGCAAGGCCGCGCGCUCGCAGUCGGAGACCAGCCUGCUGGGCCGCGCCGCCGCGGCUCCUCCCGGGCCCCCCAAAUACCCCACGGCGGAACGGGAAGAGCCGCGGCCGCCCCGGCCCCGCCGCGGCCCGGCGCCCACGCUCGCGGCCCAGGCCGCCGGCUCCUGUCGCCGCUGGCGCUCCACGGCCGAGAUCGACGCCGCAGACGGGCGCCGCGGGCGGCCGCGCGCCCCCGCGCCCCGCGCCCCCGGGCCCGUGCCGUCCCCGUCCGCCCCCCAGCGCCGUCUGCUCUAUGGCUGCGCAGGCAGCGACUCCGAGUGCUCUGCCGGCCGCCUGGGGCCGCUCGGCCGCCGCGGGCCCCCAGGUGGUGUCGGCGGCGGCUAUGGGGAGAGCGAAUCCAGUGCCAGCGAGGGCGAGUCGCCGGCCUUCAGCUCGGCCUCCAGCGACUCGGACGGCAGCGGUGGCCUCGUGUGGCCGCAGCAGCUGGUGGCAGCCUCCGGGCCCGGGGGCGGUGCGGGUGGGGGGGCCCCCGCAGGCCCCGCCAAAGUCUUCGUGAAGAUCAAGGCCUCCCACGCGCUGAAGAAAAAGAUCUUGCGUUUCCGUUCGGGUUCUCUUAAGGUCAUGACGACAGUGUGAGUUUGGGGGUUUGCGUGGGCUCCCCCUUCAUGGCCUCUGCACCUCCACACUCCUGAUGGCUGACCCUUCCACACCCACCUUCAAAAGACCACCGUGUUCUCUGCUUCCAAAGACCCUCCUCGCCCCGGCCAAAAGUGGUCUCAGACAGAAAAGCUCCAGGCAGGGUGGAAGGGGAAGAAGCGAGCUCUCGAACAAGGAAGUUCCCCUUGGGUGGGUCUCACUUUCCUCAUCUGUAUCAUGGGCAUCCAUGUAUGCAAAGGGGUGAUUCGACUUGAAUUUUCCCAUUUUAGUGUAGAAGCGGGUUUGUUGCCCUUCACUUUGUCACCAAGUACUCUCAUUCCUCCUUUCCCUGCCCAGAUAUGGGCCCCUGUCAUUCACAAAGUGUCCCCUCCAUGCCCCUGGACUCCUAGGAUAUCCUACCCCCUUGGAACCCUGGUCAGAGACUCUGCGCCUGACUCACGCGGUGCCUGCAGAGUGCCCUAGGAAGGAAAGGAGCACAGACUUGGGGGUUUUGAGGGUCAAGUAGGAGUUGGCAAAACCUAGAAAGGACUCUUACCUCUAUUCCUGAACAGGAGGAUUGGGAGGUCAAAGAGAGGAAGGAAAAUGGUUUCUAUAUCGUGUCCCACCCUUGUGAGAGGGAGGGGAAAGCAGGUGACCAUAUGUUCCAAUUAGUUUUCUUUUUUCUAAGAAUAACUGUAUUUAUUAUGACGAUGGUGACUCCCCGGUACAUAGGGGGGCCAGAUUCUGUGUGUUUCUCUAACCUCUUGUAAAUAAAUGCACAAAGUUACAUA
Cavia porcellus (domestic guinea pig) is the source of this 2759-nucleotide messenger RNA. It is a transcript of the gene Dact3, whose product is annotated as dishevelled binding antagonist of beta catenin 3. Bases 79 to 1968 code for a protein of 629 amino acids. Gene Ontology annotation, biological process: negative regulation of canonical Wnt signaling pathway. Gene Ontology annotation, cellular component: cytoplasm. The transcript has 4 exons. The record is from RefSeq and is a predicted model, not a curated record. NCBI's taxonomy places the organism in Eukaryota, Metazoa, Chordata, Mammalia, Rodentia, Caviidae.